AUGAAAAUAUCGUCAGCUGGCUUCGAACUACCAAAAGCAGUCAGCAUGCCAGGCGCAAGGCAUAAAAUAUUGGGGCAUGUGCUCUCUGGUUUCUGCCACAAAGUGAAUCGUCGUAAGCCAUUGUAUGGCGACGCGAUGGACACACCACUCAACCGAUGUCUCACGACCUUGGAUAUAACGUUACUGGGUGUGGGCCACAUGGUCGGAGCAGGAAUUUACGUACUAACGGGAACUGUCGCAAAAAAUAUGGCGGGACCUGCAACAGCACUAAGUUUCCUACUGGCUGGCAUAACAUCAACAUUAGCUGCUCUGUGCUAUGCAGAGUUUGGAACAAGGAUUCCUAGAGCUGGAAGUGCUUAUGCAUACACCUACGUCAGUAUUGGAGAAUUUUGGGCUUUCAUCAUAGGUUGGAACAUUGUAUUGGAAUAUAUGAUAGGAGCGGCUUCUGUAGCUAGAGCUUGGUCCGGGUAUUUGAACGCAAUGCUAGACAAUGCAAUAAGUAACGCUACCAUUUCCAUCACAGGGGAAAUGCAUGAAUCUCUUUUGAGCAGAUAUCCAGACGUUCUUGCAUUUCUUAUAUGUAUUGUAGCGUCAUUAAUUCUAGCAGUUGGUGUUAAAACGUCAGCCUACAUUAACAACGGCCUUACGAUUCUUAACUUAUUAGUUAUUACUCUUGUUAUCUUCUUGGGAUUCUAUUACGCCGAUCCUACGAACUGGUCCGAAAAGAACGGCGGAUUUAUGCCUUUCGGUGUUAGUGGAGUGCUAGCUGGAGCAGCCACUUGUUUUUAUGCGUUUGUGGGUUUUGAUAGUAUAUCGGCAUCAAGCGAGGAAGCUAAAGAUCCAUCACGCUCAAUUCCUAUUGCUACCAUACUUUCGAUGGCAGUUGUUGGUUCUGGAUACAUUCUUGUAGCUUUGGCUCUGACUUUAAUGGUAUCUUACAAAAAUAUCAAUCCUGAUGCUGCCUUACCAGCUGCUCUUGGUGCAGUUCAUGCUGAUUGGGCCAAGUACGCAGUUGCCGUAGGAGCUGUAUGUGGAAUGACCACUACGUUACUAGGCUCCCUGUUUUCCCUACCGCGUUGUCUCUAUGCUAUGUCUGCGGAUGGUCUUCUAUUCGGUUUCCUCAGUGACAUCAACAACAAGUCUCAGAUACCUAUUGCUAAUUUGAUUAUAUCAGGCUUCUCGUCAGCAUUGAUAGCUCUUUUCUUUGAUUUGGAGAAGCUUGUGGAGUUCAUGUCAAUAGGAACACUUCUUGCGUAUACUAUAGUGAGUGCAGCCGUCAUCAUUUUGCGUUACCGCCCUGUACCCGCAAUAGACGACAAGGUUUUUGGUACACCCCAACUGGAGUCUCCAUGCGAUCGAGAAGAUAGCUCUGCAACCGGCACUCCCGGAACUGAUGGAGGUUCAUCUUCGUCUGAGAUGUUUGAAGCUUUGACAGUGGGACGCCUACGACUUCAAUACGCCUGGUUAGAGCCCCUGGCAGGUGGGCGAGCUCCCGGAGCUGUAGUGACCAGUUGCGUUUACACGUUUACUGUCGCUGCCGCGGCAUUGUGCGCGCACAACCAUUUCCUAGCAGAACCGGCUGGACUAUGGGCACUUUUGCCAGACUUUACCCUCACUUUCGUCAUCGUGGCUUGUCUAUUCGUCAUCUGGGCACAUCAGCAGAGCCCAGCGCGCCUCCCUUUCCGAGUACCGUGGGUGCCGUUGCUUCCCGCUGCAAGUGUUAUUCUCAACGUGGAGCUAAUGAUUAAUCUUAAUGCGCUUACUUGGGCCCGGUUCGCUAUUUGGAUGACCUUCGGACUACUUCUCUACUUUUUAUAUGGUAUCCAUCACAGCAAGUUAGGCGAAGGUGUCACCGGUCUUUUGUCUCGCUCCGCUAGUGGUGGUGGCCACGACAGCGGUGGUUGGGGAGCUGUGGAAAAGACCAGCGCCAUAGCUCGUAGAGUGGGACGUUUCGCGCGGGGGGGUAAAGGGGAUGACCGCAAACCCAUCAUUUGCGACGAUGAACUGUCUAGACGCGACCCGUGA
Arctia plantaginis is the source of this 2025-nucleotide messenger RNA. Lineage: Eukaryota; Metazoa; Arthropoda; Insecta; Lepidoptera; Erebidae. The record is from the annotation of a GenBank genome assembly.